AUGAACUGGUGAGAUCUGUUGAGUGUGUGCCUUAAUGUGGGGUCGUGUUGAAGUUAAAGCAGGAGACCGUUUUUCAUUGAGCUGGGAAAGUGCUGACUGGCAGCAGAAAGUGUGAGAAGGCUACUUUUAGCUUUGCCUGCAGACUGGGAAACUCCUGCCUGCUGAGAAGAGGGAGAGGAGAGAGUAGGGUGUGUGUGUGUGAGAGAACAACCAAUAUACUGGCUUGUGGCCAGGCUGCAACUCUUUGAACUCUCUUUUGUUCAAAGCAGCAGACAUCUGUCUAGACUGCAAAUAUCGUCUUUCCACAACUUGCUGCUCCUCUCUUCUGAGCUUGUUAUAUAUAAAGUCAGACUGACGCCAGGCAGAAGGCAUAAAGGACAAUUUGAGCAUAAUCACUGUAAGUGCUUCUGGUAAAUCAAAUUUUAAAGUAAAUUUGGAUUUUGGUAAAUAAUAAAGCAGGUCCUUGUGCAUGUGUGCUACAUUUGCAGUAUGCAUGUUAAGGGCAGUCUUUGUGAGGUAGAAAGCUAAAGUUUUGGUGCUUUUAGCUGCAUCUUAACAUUCAAUGUUGCCAUGAUCACUAUGGCCGUGAUGAGUCUCUCUGAUUAAAAAAUGUGUUGUGAUUUUAGAUGAUAGAUGAUUAGUUGCAGCCUUUCCACACAAGUUUGCAAUGAUACAUUGAAAAAUAUUUCCAGAUGCCUGCAUCAGCUUCUUUGCAACCCAAAAUAACUUGAAAUGCACUUUUUGGUGCAUGCCCUUCACUAUCUCUGUUAAGCUGGGCUGAUCAGCUAUUUUUGAGCAGGUUUUUGUUGUCUGCAGGGAAACCAUCAGUGACAAGCAAAGACUAAAACCCAAUAGAUAAAAUCCACACACAAACACCUCAGCUGUCGUCCACUAUACAACAGUUUCACUUGUUUUUAUUCUCGAGGAGGAUUUCUGUAUGCUAAUACAGUUAACAAAGUAAUUGUUGACUUGAACUCUGACUUGAACUCUAUUGCAUCUCAAGUUGCUAGUUUUACCAGAAACAGUUGAAGACAGUCAUUGCGUCAUGUGUGUUUUGAGCUGGUGUUCUUGCUUUGACCUGCAGCGUAUAAGAUAGAUAACAAUAAAUUCUUCCACCAGAUGAUUAUUAAAUAUUAAACCAAUCUUGGAACCGUUGGCAACCAUCAUCCAUCAUCAUCUGACGAGCGUUAACACAUCCCCCUGCAUUUGGAUGCCAACUUUCUAGUAAUUCAGGUAAACCCAGAGGUUAUGAAAACAAACUCAAGCAGAGAUUUCCUUUCAGUGCUGCAGUUUUGUCUGCAAUGUAAAUACUGUCCAUUCAUGUGUUUCAAGUACCUGAAACCAGGUUUUACACACAGACGCUCCACCCUUGCUCAAUUCAUUGAUAAGAACUCUAAAAUUAAGUCUAUUUCCUUGUGAUUUACUCAUAAUAUAUACGCAUCAAAUUGGCCAAAUAAAAAAAAUCAAGAUAAAAAACAAUGUUAGCUUAGUGCUGAUGGGAACCAGGAUGUGAUUAUGUUGGUGUUUGUUAAGCCUACUUUACUCUCCACAUGGACUGAUUUUCUUGAACUGAUAUGCUAAACAUUAUGCCCCAAAAAUGGCAUUUGUAGUUAGACAAUGUAUAAAAAAGAUCCUUUAAGCCAUAUGGGCAAACUACCUUUAAACUUUAUAAAAUGUUUCAGGGCUGCAUGUGUGAAUACAGAUAGAUGUUUACUUUGUCUUUAUGGAGACUUUCUUUUUCUAAAUAUAUAACAAAAUAUUCCGCAAAAUUCACCAUGAAUGAGCAGGUAGGAGUGAGGACAGUUUUGUCAUGUGACCUAUGAAAGCAGCACAUGACAAGGCAGCAUAAAAUGUCAAAGGCUGAAGAAACCAGGAACACUGAAGAUGUUUACACAACCACUUGUUUGCAUGUAGCAUUGACGAAAAUGCAAAUGACUUGUCGUAACAUUCGUUGCUGUCCGUUUAUCUGCCAUCAAGUUAUAAACCUUACUCUGUGGCUUAUUGCAGCAUACAGCAGCUUUUGUAGGAGUUUAGUUGAUGUUAGUUUGGUUACAUAUAAUUCUCUCUUCUGGAAGAUCUGACACAGAUAUGCAUAUGUCAAUCAUGAAACAAUAAACCAGUUAAAAAUGAGAAUUUCUUUGCUAAAUUUAAACAGUUUUUGAAAGUGUAGAGCAGCUGGUGGGUUCCCAUACCAGGAGUUUUCUCAUGAUUCAAGCUGCAGACUACACAAGUUCUAUUUAAACCCUGCCAAAGUUAUUUAAGUAAAUAAAGCCAGAUGUUAUAUCUACAUCAAAAUGCUCACCAUGUCCAUUAUCAGUUUUCUUCAAAUAGAAAACUAUAGGUGCUAGUUAACUAUGUUUGUACAGGUUGAACCUCAAAGAAGGGGCAGAGAGUGACUAACUUGUUAUUUUGGUUGAACUAAAUAGACAGCAAUGAACUUAAAAAAACAUCUUUUUGUCUACAUCUCAUCACCUCACAUCAAAUCUUAAGUACAGCCGCCAAUUCUUAAGCCCCAAAGCAGUCUAUUUCCAGCAGUGUUACUUUAUAACAAAAGGCCCCUUCAAAGUAAAAGCCUCAGAUAGUCAGUGAAAGGACCACACAUACUGUACGGCUGACAUGUCGACUCCUCUUUCAGCUCGAGUGGAGGCAGUUAAUGUUCGUCAGCAGCAUUUUAAAGAGUUUUCCUUGGGUCUAAGCACACACACACACACACACGCACACACACACUUUUCAUCUCUGAGUGUUAAUGGUACUGACUCAUAAUGGCUCCCUAUUCUUGGCACUUUGAACGCCUUGCUAAUGAAUCACAUGUGUGCUGCUGCUGGUUGUAUAUGUGUGUAAGGUAGUGCAGAGCAGGGGUGGUCCUGCCUGAUGUGUAUGUGUGUUUUUUGUGAUAGGGUGGGCUGUGAAGGGGGUGGUCUCUUUCUGAUCCCUGGAGGUAUCUUUUUUUUGCAGAGCCCCUAUAUGUUCAUGCUGGUGUGUAAUGCCACACACUGAUGCCCUCCUGUAGAGUUACAGUCAGACGCUGGCAUCACUUCAAAGAGCUGCAGUGUGAUUCAGUUCGUCUGCAAGAAUCACCUUGGAGUAGUAGUGGGAUCCACACACUUUUUCUUGCAUCUUUCUUCCUCUACUCUAUAAAAACUUCAAGUGGCAGGUUAUCCAGUUUGUAGAUGAUUGAAUCUGUCAAAUAUCAUUAUUUUGACGUUUCUUUUGUCCCUGCGUGUGUUGACAAAUGGACACAGUCAAAACAUACUAUUUUCAGUCCUUUGAAGGGUUAUUUUAACUUACAUUGCAAUGAUUUUGGUUUUUUGAGUAAAACCAGAGAUUGACAUAUUUUUUUGGGUGGUGACACUCUUCAAAUCGAAUACUGUUACAACUCAAGUCAUCUUAGGUUUUGAUAAUUCUGCAGAGAUGGUUUUUAAGAACUAAGUGCAUUACAUUCUUGCAUCUAUGUUCCACACUUCUACUGCAAGUACAGGGUUGUGAUAUUCAGGAGUAGGCUUCCUGUUCACAAAAUGUUACAUGAAAGAUAAAAAACAAAAUAAGUUUAAAUUGUCUGUUGGGACGUUCUGUUAAACUUUGAUGUAAGCUGACAAAACAGUUAGCUAUCUAUGGCAUUAGCCUUGCUUAGCCAUACCUAUUUAUUUUCGUGAGCUGGGAGUGGGGGCCUUUCCACACUGUUUUAUCCACUGUGGACAAUGCUCCUUCUGUGUUUUCGGCUUUGGAAAGGGAAAGAAAAUGAUUCCCCUAGCCAAACUCUUGCAGUACCAAGUGUCUGACAUGCACACGCCAUGGGCACACCGCUUCACCAUUUCGCUCGUGGUCUGUGGCUUAUCGGACCCUGCUUACAUAGCAACAGUUGCUAGGCUGUGUGAUUGGACAGUGACCAUUUGGGGGCAUGGUUUUGCGAAAGGUCAAUUGUCCCUGCACCUUUGUGGUACAAACGUUGUGUCCAUACAAAAUGUUAACUUCUCUUGCAUUGUUGUAUUAAUCAGCUGCUCCUGCACUGUAUUUACAUAUGGCACUAUAUAUAAACCAUGCAAAUCUAGUUUGCUUGGAAGCCCCCGGAGGUGACAAUGCAAAAAAAAAAAAAAUCUCACACGAGAGAUUUGAUGUCUUGAUUUCCAGUCAGCCACAAGAGCAAGAGCAAUCUGUCCUCUGGAGAAUUUUGCAACCACUUGUAUAAAAGUUCUGUAAGAGCUUUCAUAUGUAAUUUUUCAUGGACUCCAAAUCUAAAUAUAUUCAACCUUUUUAAGUACUCCUGUGAUGUGUGCUGUUUUUGUUUUCUAUACAUGUCAGUGAUGCAAACCCGGCACGCAACCUGCAUGAGUUUCAUCUAAAGAUCUUCCCACAUCUGCAGGAAUGAAUGCCGUCACUCACCAUGUAUGGAUAAAAGGAUUUCUGCACUCUUCACCUGUAGUGCCUUGCCUCUCUGACUAAACUGAGAAUGUUUCCUCACGAAGACUGUUCACUUCACAUCAUGCCGUGCAACCCUUUCAUGUCCCUCUUUCAAGUUAACUUAAACAUGGGAGCCCUUUGAGUCAUCUCUGGCUGCUUUCUUUGGAGUGAUUACUCGUCUAAAGAUGGAAAUAAAAAACUCUUUAAUCAGGCACUCCCAAGCACAACUUUGAGAGGGGACAUUUUCCUUCCUUUUCUGUAUCUUUCUUUUUUCAUCUUUACUCCUCCCGCCCUCUUUGUUCUUAAAACAAAUGUGAAGCAGCACCACGAUGUAGCAGCUGCAGCAAAAUCUGUUUGAAGGGAUCUCAUCCUGCGGGGUCACUGAGGUUCAGACAGAGCUUUACAGAAGAAGUCCAAUAUAAUGUGCAUGGCUAAGGAGAAGUCAGUGCACGUUUUUUAAUUGUUUUUUGCUCUUUUGUUGUAUGUGUGCUUUAUGAAUUCAUUACUGUGGCUUGAGUUUUUUGCUUACUGGUUAAAGAGUUACUGAGAAGAUGAUAAACAGUGAAACUUGAACUCUAACUUAAAAUAACAUGUUUAGGGAUGUCCCCAUCCAAUGUCAACAUCGGAUAUUGGUCCAAUAUCACCAGAAAAAAAAAGAAUAUCGGAUUACAUUGGCCUGCAUCUAAAAUCUCUGAUGCAAGCAGUCUUUUCCAGACUCCGCUCCGGCACCUCUGUCUAACAGCGCCCGGAUCCAGCAUACAGAGCCCACGUAAUCACAACAACAGUGUGUACUAAGGUACUAACAAAGUAGCAAGGAGUAGGAGUGAUGUCAGCCUUGUGGCAGUAUUUUUCCUUUAAGUCAGAAAAAGACGUAGCUGCUGAGUGCAAAACUUGUUAUUCACAAGUUUUGUGCCAGUAUCGGAUCAAUAUCGGUAUCAGCCAAUACUGAAGGCUACAAUAUCGGUAUUGUAUCGGAAGUAAAAAAGUUGUAUCAGGACACCCCUAAACAUGUUUGAUGCACUUUAAGCGACAGCUACAAAACUGCAAAUUUUUUAAGCUAAUUCUUAGCGCACAUUGUGAGUAGCAUUUAGCUUAAAGCCACCUCUAGCAUUACCUGGAGUCAAAUUGUCUGCCUUCCAACCACUUCCUCAAUUACAUUACAUUAGCUAUGAACUUAAUGAUAAUGUUUUCAUGUCAUGAUUACCUAGAAUUACCGCACAAUAGAGUCUAACACUUUCAAAAGUUUUAGCUUUGGGGCGUGCAGAUGGCCGAGCGGGUUAGCGUGCCCCACCUAUGGGGACCACGGUCCCCGCAGCGGUCACGGGCUCGUGUCCGGCCCUGGCCAUGUGCUGCAUGUCCUCCCCCCUCUCUCUAUUUCUCCAGACUUCCUACCUGUCCUAUCAAUAAAGGCAAAAACUGAAAGAAAUGUCUUUUAAAAAAAAAAAAGUUUUAGCUUUAUGCCACUGCCUAGCUAACGUUAACAUUACAAAGCAUUCAACCACUUCCUAGCAAAAAAAUUUGGUUGUGUUAUGCUUGCUGACAGUAUGAUAUCAUGAUGACAUCUGAGCUUCACACGCAUAGCAUGACCUCAGAGGGAGAUAGCUGGUGUGUAAAUACGGUCCACUGAACCGUCGUGUGUUACAUAUUUAUUUACAGUCACUAUGACUGGACUGAUUUCUCAUCACCCUACACGCAUGACUAAAAUUUGGAGUGUUUUUUCACUGAAAAGUGAAGUUAAAGCUGUUAACUGUAUGUGUGUGGAACCUAACACAUACAAAGAGUGCACUGUAUAUAAAUAAACUCUGAGACUAUAGCAGCUUGUCUUCUUCAUUUCACCAUAAAACUUCUGAGAAAUUGUCUUAGAGGCUUCCUGUUCUUUGCUGAGAAAUUUUCUAAAGAAAACAAAAAAAGGAAAUACUCUUGUGUGAGAAGAACAGACCAGUGUCAGUAAAAGGAAGUAUCAGCACUGGGGGGAGACAGUGCAGCCGGAGCUCCCUCAUGGACUCCAUGAAGGAUGUGUCCAGGCUUGUUCCCAUCUAGACUGUAAAUGAUUAACAGGAAGCAGAGUCACAACUUCGCUCCCACACAUCAGCCCCUUCUCACACACAGACACAUAUUUCAACAGUGAAAUCUUCACAAAGCUGCAGCUUUUUGUUUAAAUAUGGAUAUCCUGCAGUGCCAGAUUUUCAGCCAUUGUUGCAGUAAGCACCUAUCAGCUGAGCUCACAGUGUCCACGCUGAAACUAUGCACUGUUAUUGUGUGGUGUCUGGCAGCUGGGGCUCUGCACCGCCUGAAGGCUUGCAACACUCUUCAUCCAAAACGUCAAAUUUUGCUGCAGGUUUUUGCUCCGUUUAGUAGAAUUUGCGUGUUUGUGGGCGUGCCUUAACUUUGUGUUUACUUGAUGAUUGGUUAUGUCACUAUGAGAGCAGAGUUUCAGAGAAAGAGGAAGCAUCGAAGAGAAGUUGCUAAGUUGGAAAAACAACACCUGCUUGUUUUACCUGAAGCAUACUGACAGUGGAUUGAUUUAACACCCUCAAUAAUUCAUGCUGUUGGCUCUGUUUAAUACAAGUUCCUUAUGAUCCAACAGCUUUAAUAUUCCUGGAAAACAAAUAUUUGCAUCAAUCUUCAUUUGUAUGUGAAACCUCAUUACUUCCUUGCUCAACAUGCAAAAAUCACUUGCAUGCAAUUGUCCCCAUUUCCUCAGUGUUAUUCAGUGUUUUCUUUGUUGUUCUUCGUUGCAGUGUUGCAUUGCCCAGGAUGUCUUCAAAGACUCACAGCUCCAAUAACAUCGCCCAUGCCAGGCGAACAGUGCAGCAGCUGAAAAUAGAGGCGAGCAUCGAGAGGAUAAAGGUAAACUGCAACCACAACACACUCAACUUCAUUGUCUUCUCUCAAUCCAGCUCAGAAUAUGUUUUGUGUGAUCCACCAGCAGCAGUUACAGUACAUCCCCCUUUUUUUCAUGUCAGACUUUUUCAUGUCUCCUCAUCCUGGUUAAUAGUUAAGUAUUUACAGGUCAAAUUUAACAGGGGGUAUUGUAGAGUUCAUAUAAAUAAAAUUCAAUUUAAAACUGCAGUUAGUGGCUGAUUUUAGUAGACAUGUGACCAGUCUUGUGAGAGCCACUUUUUCAGUUAUUUCUUUUAUUCUUUAAAACUUCAUUUUUUAAAGUUAUUUCUUUUUCUCAAUUACAUAACUUGAUUAUUUUUUCAGCACCCCUAAAAAAUUGAAAAAAAAAAUUGCCUUUAUCCAUCCGUUAGUCAACUUUACAUUCAUUUAUGUUUUAUUUUAUUUUAUUUUUUUACCUCGUUCUUCUGUUUCUAUUUUGUGGCCAUGUUCACAUUUUCUCUGUUACUUUAUUUCAAAAGUAGCUUUAAACAUGAUAAUGUAACAGACUCUACAAACUAAAGUGUUUGCAUUUGUGCAACAAUUGAAACUUUAUCGCAUUGAAACCUUGAAUGUCAAACUAACAUUUUGGAAUGAAAAUGUGGCCAGUUAACAUAUUUUCAACCAAUUAGUCAGGUUGUCGUAAGUUUUGUUGGUCUAAUUACUGGAACACAACAAACCUGUUUGGAAAGUAGAUGACUGAAAAGUGUUUCUACAGUUUUAAGGACCGCAGACUGCUGCUUGUGGCAGCACUGUGCCAAUACUUUGUUUAGAGUCCCGCCUCUGGCAAGUCAAAUAGCCAAUCACAGAAUAAUUUUUUGGGGCCACACUUGUGAGAGGGGCCCAUACCACCCGCCCCUUUGGAGGAACUCCUCUCUCCUGCGGUUCUCUAAAUGACCCACAGAAGUAUUAGCUCCUCUGUCUUCUUUAUAAAUGUGUAUUCUUUGUUGAACCUCUGUUGAAAACUAACGCUGAGCCUCGUCUCUGUGUUUGUUCUCUUUUGUUUCUAAAGGUAUCGAAGGCCUCUGCGGACCUUAUGAAUUACUGCAGUGAACAUGCCAGAAACGACCCUCUCCUCAUGGGCAUCCCCACCUCAGAUAAUCCCUUCAAGGAUAAAAAACCCUGCACUAUAUUGUAG
Xyrichtys novacula (pearly razorfish) is the source of this 8416-nucleotide messenger RNA. The record is from the annotation of a GenBank genome assembly. NCBI's taxonomy places the organism in Eukaryota, Metazoa, Chordata, Actinopteri, Labriformes, Labridae.